CGACGGAAAAAUUAUGCCGUCGUUGGAGGAGAAGGCAUCAGCUUGUCUAAUGGCUAUGAGUCAUCUCUAUCAUGGCCGGGUUUUUCAGGCAUAUCCUGGCCGUGAUGAAUUUCUUGGUCGUGGGAGAAGAGACUGCGACUUCGAUGUGUUAUCAUGGAUGAAACCGGUGGACAUAAGUAGAGCCAACAACAUGAUGAUUGUCCCGACUCUAUCACAGAGUGGCUGUCGCAUUCUCUUACUUACCACUUUGUCACUGGGCGAGCGAACCAGGAUAUAGAAGGAUUCGCCAUAGAUGUGAUAUCAGAUCUGCUCUCCUCUUCAUCCUCCCCGUCGAAUCAAAUCGUAGCCAAUUGCACCCUUCUUGCUUGCGUCAUGGUCGGGGUUCAGUUUGACAAGAAGGACAUAGUUCGUAUCGACAAAAGUUCUUCCCUGCCUCGAUUCGUGGAUGCCCUUUUGACGCAGUUUCAAAUGAUUCUUUGGGAAUACGAUGGAGGCGAUCUGGACAAAGACAGUACAGGAGUCACACGCAGGGCAUGGAAACUCCUCGACGUCAUUUGUUUCAUGCUUGAGUCUGCCAAAGAUCACUAUCAUCCGAGUCCUUCAUUCGACGCUAUGCGGAACCUGGACAUGUGCAGGAAAAUUUAUUCACAACUCAGGUCAUCCAAACAAAAUGAUCUUGAAGAACUGUCGAGAGCUCUGAAAAAUGGACUGCGCUUCACGCUCACUGCUGCGCAAGUAUCUCGGGACCCUGCCCACUUGUGGUACAGCUAUGAUUUAGGGACAGGUGAUUCCCGUUCUCUAGAAGACUUCGACUGGCUGGUGGACUACCUCGAGUACAUUCAUUCUAGCGACCAGGAAACGGCAUUUGACAUCCUUUUGUUGCUAAAUGACAUGCAAGUGCGCUGCAGUGCUGCUAAACAACAUCAGUUCUUCAAGAGCCUCAUUGCCUGCAUGAGCAGCAACAUGCCUCUGCAUUUACGCCAUGUCGCUCUCCGCACGGUCCUCAAUGCUCGAGAAGAAAUUGCCUCGAUUGAUGCCAUUCAUGAUGCGAAGUUGCGAGACAUGGUCCUAAUGGAGCUCUCCCCCGCUAUCCUGACUGCAGUUUGUCCGCAACCAGGUACAAUACCCUCCGAUGAUAGUCCUGACUGCAUCUUCCAUCAUGACCAUGACACGUAUCUUGAGCUGCUAUUUGCUCUCGCAAGGAAUUCCAACUGGCACCCCCAUUUGUCUAGGGAUCAUAUAGAUCGAUGCAUUAGCAUUAUUGCAGAGUGCCGCUUCCGGCCACCUGCAUUCCACCUGGCUGGCAUCCUCCUCCGAAUCCCACCUGAACAGUGGUCGGCUACAUCGCUCGAUUCCAUCACAAAGCGACAGUGGUGGGAUAUGCUCAGCGGUGCAUGGCCCCAUGCCAACUAUAUGAUAUAUCACGAUAUACCCUGUUUCGAGUUUCUUCCUGUCCUUGUGGAAGGGACCAAGAAGUAUCUGCAAUUUGCUCCGGACUAUGAUCUCGAGCGUCUCAUUGGCAAUGUGGAUGCUGUUCUCGAAGAACUGGAGAGGCAAAAGUCCGAACAGGGAGGGGGAGAGGGUGUCGUCAUUGCUGUGAAAGAGUUGAGGAAAGUAGCCAGCGAGAUGUUUGAGGAGUUGGUCAACGGUCAGGGAGUUAUUAGUCCCUGAUGAUCACGGUACUUGCAUGUUGUGCUAGUAUCCUGUGGCCGGAGGAAGGGAUGGAGCAAUGCGCGAGGGGAUAAGUAUCACAACUAUCGCAGGAGACAAGUCAAUCUUGUACUAUAGCUACAUCUAUGGAAGUCUACUAAUGGUUUUUGUCUCAUCUAAGACUACUACUUACUCUU
Messenger RNA from Suillus bovinus, 1847 nucleotides. RefSeq lists its product as uncharacterized. NCBI's taxonomy places the organism in Eukaryota, Fungi, Basidiomycota, Agaricomycetes, Boletales, Suillaceae. The transcript is spliced from 3 exons. The record is from RefSeq and is a predicted model, not a curated record. The coding region runs from base 373 to 1671 and encodes 432 amino acids.